Messenger RNA from Polyodon spathula (Mississippi paddlefish), 3635 nucleotides. RefSeq names its product myelin regulatory factor (gene myrf). The transcript has 27 exons. Gene Ontology annotation, cellular component: endoplasmic reticulum membrane; nucleus. Bases 324 to 3473 code for a protein of 1049 amino acids. Gene Ontology annotation, biological process: protein autoprocessing; positive regulation of DNA-templated transcription; central nervous system myelin maintenance. Lineage: Eukaryota; Metazoa; Chordata; Actinopteri; Acipenseriformes; Polyodontidae. Gene Ontology annotation, molecular function: DNA-binding transcription factor activity; sequence-specific DNA binding. The record is from RefSeq and is a predicted model, not a curated record.
GAGAGAGAGAGAGGAGAGAGAGAGAGAGAGAGAGGAGGGGGAGACUGAGUCAGCCGAUAAACACUCCCGGGGGUGAAACUUUGACCACAAGAGGGGAGAAACGAAGAAAAAUAACAGCGAGAGGAGAAGGGUUACACUUUCAUAUUCUGAAAGAGGCACGUUUCUAAGAGAGAAAACUACACACAAAAAAAAGAAAGAAAGAAAGAAAGAAAGGGGUCUCUGCUGAUUCCCGGCGCGGCGAUGUGUGUGAGCCGAUUGUAAAGUUCGGGUUCGGUUCGGUUCAGAGCUUUACAUGGAUUUGUUGGAGUGGAGGAGACACUAGAAUGGACGUGGUCGAUGAAACAGAAGCUUUGCAGAGAUUCUUUGAAGGUCACGAUAUCAACGGUGCUCUCGAGCCGGCGAACAUUGACACGAGCAUUCUGGAGGAGUACAUCAGUAAGGACGACUCGGCCGACAUCUGUUUCCCCGAGAUCCCUGUCAGCUAUUCAAAUCCACAGCCUGGUGUGUCUGCAGGGGGGGUGUGUGUGGUGAGCAGUCCUUUGCCCAUCAGACAGGGGGCGCUGCUCCCCAAUCCCUGCCAGCCACCCUACCCUCCCCACCUGGGUCUGCUCACCAAGGGCUACCCCUGCAUGGGCCCUGGGCCUCCCAUCAAGAGCGAAACCAAGGGCCCCUACGCUCCUGGAACUUUACCCGAGUCCCCACCCGAUUCCAGCUCAGAGCCCUACUCCCCCCAGCAAGUGAAUGAUCAACACAUGCAUCGGACCAUGACCCCAGAGAACAUGUGCCACAUGACCCCUCCCACUCGUCUGGAGCACCAGGCCCCGCCCCCUCUCAGCUCCUCCCACAUGCAGGGCCCGCACCCCCACUAUCCCAGCAUGCCACGGGACAUGUACAUGAAGGCGGAGCCGAUGAUGUCUCAGUAUUCGAUUGGCCCAGUGAUGGCGGCCGGGGAUAUUCAGCACAACCAACAGGGCCAGAUGCUGCACCAGCUGCUACAGCACCACCAGGGGGCACCAGAUAGGAUUCCUGUCCAUCAGGCGAAGAAGAGGAAGCACUCCGACUCACCCCCCAACACUCUCAACACUCAGAUACUCAACGGCAUGAUCAAGCAGGAGCCAGGGUUGAUGCAGGACAGCGACGGCUCCUACCUUGACCCCAACUACCAGUGCAUCAAGUGGCAGCCACAUCAGCAGAAUAAGUGGGCCGCGCUGUACGACGUGAACUGCAAAGAGCUCCCCAUGCCCACGUACCGCGUCGACGCUGACAAGGGCUUCAACUUCUCGGUGCCCGACGACUCCUUUGUGUGCCAGAAGAAGAAUCACUUCCAGGUCACCGUGUAUAUCGGCAUGCUGGGAGAUCCCAAAUAUGUGAAGACCAGCGAGGGGCUGAAAGCGAUCGAGUGCUUCUACCUGAAACUGAAUGGGGUCAAGCUGGAAGCCAUGAACCAGACCAUCAACGUGGAGCAAUCCCAGUCCGACCGCAGCAAGAGGCCCUUCAAACCAGUGGUGUCACCCCUCUGUCUGUGUUGCAGGGUCACCCUCCCUCCUGAGCAGGUGACGAAGGUGACGGUGGGACGGCUGCACUUCAGCGAGACGACAUCGAACAACAUGAGGAAGAAGGGCAAGCCCAACCCUGACCAGAGGUACUUCAUGCUGGUGGUGGCGCUGCAGGCCCAGUCUCAGAGUCAGAGCUACACUGUGACAGCGCAAGCAUCCGAGAGGAUCAUAGUGAGGGCCUCGAACCCGGGUCAGUUUGAGAGUGACAGUGACGUGCUCUGGCAGCGCGGUCAGCUCCCGGACACCGUGUUCCAUCACGGCCGUGUCGGGGUCAACACGGACCGGCCCGACGAAGCUCUCGUCGUCCACGGCAACAUCAAGGUCAUGGGGUCACUCAUGCACCCCUCGGACAUCCGGACUAAGGAGAACGUGCAGGAGGUUGACACCACAGAGCAGCUCAAGCAUAUCUCCCAGAUGAGACUGGUCCACUACCAGUAUAGACCAGAAUUCGCUGCUACUGUGGGCAUCGACACCACUGCUGAGACAGGUGUGAUCGCGCAGGAAGUGCAGGAGAUUCUUCCUGAUGCGGUGAAGGAGUCGGGCGAUGUCGUGUUUGUGAACGGAGAGACCAUCGAGAAUCUACUGGUGGUGAACAAGGAUCGAAUCUUCAUGGAGAAUGUGGGUGCGGUGAAGGAGCUCUGCAAACUGACUGACAACCUGGAGACUCGAAUCGACGAGCUGGAGAGAUGGAGCAAGAAACUGGCCAAACUGAGGAGGCUGGACAGCAUGAAAUCAACUGUGAGCGGAGGAACUCUGAGCCAAGCAGGAAGUCAGUUCAGCCGGGCAGGAAGCGGGCCGUACAAGAAGAGGCCUCCCAAGGUGGGCAGCAAGAGUCCGAGCGUGUCCGAGCAGAGCUGUAUCAGUCACCGCUUCCUGCAGGGCACCAUCCUCGCACUGGUCAUCAUCAUGGCCUUCAGUGUCAUCUCCAUGUCCACGCUGUACGUGCUGACCCUGCACAACCGCAGUGAAAUCGACGCUGAAGGUUCGGUCGCCAUGGCCACCAUCUGCAUAAUGGCCAUGCCCUGGAGGCAUGGUCUAAGCGCCACAGUCACACUCUGUCCACGGUCCUCUCCUGAUUUUGGCUCGUCCCGGCAGUCCACCUUUUCCCCGGACUUCACUGGAACCACCCCCCCUUCGCAAGUUCCGCCCUCCCCUACUCUGUCAAAUCAGGAUGUGUGCUGUUCCUCUACCCCUACCAUAACCAACCAAUCAGCAACCACCCUCUCCUUUAGCACUAACCAAUCCACUACAGUUCCCAGUGUUCCUGCCUCCACUGACGGGAUGACCAAUAAGAAGGCUAAGUCCCGUCAGAGUGAGAAGGAGGGUCGGUUGUGGAGCUGGCUCAGCCCCGCGCCACCCCCUCACAGCACUCACAUCCAGGGCAAGUCCAAGAGACCGCUGGAGCUUGGGGGGGCAGCAAACACACUGCCCGGGGGGGAACAAGACCUGCCCCCGCCCCGGCGCCAACGCAGAGCAAAGACUGCCUGGCCGGACCCCUCUCUGAGCUCCCUGCGGAUUUUGGAGACAGACCAGCCAAUCACAUCGCAGCACUGCACCCCGCCUAAGUCAUGCAGCCCCGGUAACUACAGCUACACCAUCCUGCUGAGCAGCAACAGCACCGCGGGCCGAGCUGGACUCACCCUGGAGAUGAACUCCUCCUCUCCGCUGCUGGUGCUACUGUGUGGGGUCAGCAGGGGGCGCCGCUGUGCCAAGAGCCUGGAUACACAGAGGAGCCUGGACAUGACCUCCACAAAGGGCAUGGCUCACCGGUGGCCUCUAGAGGUUAUUCCAUUCCAUAACAUCGCGUAUCACUUCCGGGUCGCCAAGUCUCAGGAAGUGACCUGUGAAAGCAAGCAUGUGGAGGCGGGACAACCCUUCGCCAACUACCACUUCCUGUUCCUGCAGGCGUGUGUCUGAAAGGGGAGUGGCUUACACCAGGUGCAUUGUGGGACAGAACCACUAUGUAUAUAUCUCCUUGCACUUCCUGUUUCCAGUGACCCCCACUGUAUCGGGAGGGAGGGAGGGAGGGGUUCACCAUGCUGUACCUUAGAACAGCUUCAUUAUUGAGAGGUUCAACCC